Amorphotheca resinae ATCC 22711 is the source of this 2189-nucleotide messenger RNA. RefSeq lists its product as hypothetical. NCBI's taxonomy places the organism in Eukaryota, Fungi, Ascomycota, Leotiomycetes, Helotiales, Amorphothecaceae. The record is from RefSeq and is a predicted model, not a curated record. The transcript is spliced from 2 exons. Bases 1 to 1809 code for a protein of 602 amino acids.
AUGUGGGGAGGCGCCAUCACCCGCCAGCAAUUACAGCAAACCAUUGUCCGCCUACAAUCCCUAAAUGAGGUCCCUGAAUUGCCGCAAGAGAACGAUGUAGUCUCUGGGAUAGACACAACGCGUCGUUUAAGCAUCUCGCGAGAGAAUGAAAUCGCGAGCAAUCUAGCCUUUCUCUCAGCCACUUCAGAUGAUAGCCUCAAGGUGAUGGCUGUAUGUAUUGAAGAGCACCGCAAUAGAGAUCAAACCACGAUUCGCAUAGCAUCAAACACUGGAGAUCUCUCAGCAGUCACAAGCGGAUUCGUGACGCUUGGCAAUAUUCUAGAGCAAGCUGCGCGGCGCGAGAAAUCAAAAGACGAAGACACAGAGUCUCUUUUCCGGCACGUUAUUGUCCUAGACCUCUACCGUAUUCUAUCACGGCUGCGAUCACGACAUGCCAAGAGGACAAGAAAGACUGCUGGAAAGCCGGCCCUUAUCAUGCAGCUGAACCGAGUCGUCAAUGACCAGUCCCUUAAGGCCAAAUCGAGACUCGAGAAAAGCAAUCUGAAAGCGGUCAGAGACGGUGCACAAGCGUUACAAGUCCUAUUCAGAAGGCUUGAAAACAUACCGGACCUAGCCACCGAGGAGAUAGAAAUACACUCAAUCAUCGGAGACAUUGUGAAGGCGGCCCACGGUUAUUCUGUCGCGACAGAUAUCAGUACAGCUCUUAAAACGUUCUCGGGUGAUCCAGGCCUCAAAACACACCUGUUGGAGGCUAUCGGCAAGCUUGGCCGAUAUUACUCUGCCUCCUUUGAGCUUGUCUGUGCUGCAAGAGACAGGAAAUGCAGGGUAUUUCACAACGUCCAGGUAGAGCCCUUUCAGAUUCCACUGCCUGCCUCUAUCAGAGGAACACCCUGGAAGGUUCAUGCCGAGAUACAGCUCCUCUUCUUUUAUGAACUUCACCCAGAUCAUCCACGACCGAGGAUCAUUUGCUCUAGUAAGAGUGCUUGCUAUCUGUGCAAUCUCUUCUUCCACCUCCAUGGCGGCUUCCACGUCCCUCGAACCCAUGGCAGGCUUUACAAGAAUUGGAUCCUGCCAGACUGGUUGAACAUCCCCGUCGAGCGUCACCAAGACCUGGGUAUCAUCUUGAACCAGUUAAUGGCAACUCUGGGUGAUAAAGUUCGAAGAGGGUCAAAGUCAAAGAAGAGGCAAUACCAGCAUCCAAAUGAGAGUGUCUUACUACCAGCGGCGGACUGGACAUCAUCAGCUCCAUCCAGGAGUGCGAUAACUACAUCUUUGGCCUCAAUAUCCACUAUUCGGCCACAAUCAUUUAUCCCAGAGGACAAUGUAGCAACGAAAUCGUCCCUGAGCAUGGGCAUGCCUCUGACUCCGCCGAGAACGCCUCCAGAAUUGCUUGAUGGUGCCCGCAUCGCCGACAGUCACACAGAGCCUAUCAUUGCUCCAACCACUACCACACUCGUGGAUAAUAUCAACGGGAGUAUGUCGAGUCUGGACCCCACAACUGUGGUCACUAUUGGCCACAAUGACCUUCCAUACAGUCAGUCUGUCACACUGGUGACGCCAUCGCUACAUGUGCAGCUCGAUAGGUUGUCCAUUACCUUAGACUUCAUCCAAGUAGUAUCAGGCCGUCUGUGCAUCACGCAGGCAGAAGCCUCCGCUGGCUGGAGCAAGGAAUGCCGCUGUGUCGACGUUGAAGAUAUUCCGACGACUACAGAGCUACAAUUAAAUCGCUCUCACGACUCACAACAGCUCGCAAUUCAAUUGCGAAUUGGCCAGAAGGAAUUACUCUGUGUUGCGUUCAUGUGGGAAUAGGUUGUGACUUCUGUCAAUGGCUAAGGAAGAGAACAAAAUUGUCAAGGUGGACAAGAGUGGUUGAUUCAAGGACAGGCAAAUAGCGGCAUUCGAUGGAGUAACAUCCACGGCAUCUCUCCAAGAAGUAUGAUUUGCAACAUCAAGUCUCGAGCUCUUCUCCGAUCACUGUUAGGAGCUUGACGCGAUCUGUUGCAUUUGCAAACGGUAAACCUUCUCGAUAACUUUUGAUUGGUCACCUUGACCACAACUGUGAUACAUGGUUGCGACCACAAUCGAGACUUCAGCGCAUGCGCAGCAUACACCUUCGGUAGCUCCGGGCCUGUAGCCAGUCAAGUAACAUAACCCAUCUAAGAUUUGAUAUUCAGGAAGACUACCACUCG